AAACUUUUCCUCGGAACUCAUGAUGCCUCGCAAGGAGCUCGGGCGCCCAUUAAAGAAGCCCCGUACAGACGCGGCCGCACCCAAACUCUCCGCUAGCCGUGUCAAAAGGUCUCCGGCUCCCCAGAAGUCGAAGACAAGCCAGGGCAAGGAAAAGGCGGCUGAAAAGACGACGGAAGCGACUCCGCCGCCUGCAAAGAAACGAAAAACAGCCCCUAGGAAGGCCGAAGCACCUCUUCCUUCAAGUUUCAAAAUCGUGGCAGGAUCGUACGAGAAACUACUGUAUGGGCUCGAAGGAACUAUCUCCUGCGAGGAAGGAUCAUCUAUCCCGACAUACAAUCUCGAACCGAUAUUCAUUUUCCCUGCUCAUGUAUCAUGCAUCAAGGUAGUUGCUGCUUCGCCGCAUGGUGGAAAAUGGCUGGCUACUGGCAGUGCGGACGAGAUCAUCAAAGUCUGGGACUUGCGGCGGCGGAAGGAAAUCGGAGGGUUGAUGCAUCAUGAAGGCUCGAUCACACAUCUGACUUUCCCGUCCCGCUCCCACCUUUUGUCCGCUUCGGAAGAUGGCACAUUGUGCUUGUUUCGGGCGCGCGACUGGUCGGUUUUGCGCACGCUUCGCGGGCACAAAGCACGAGUCAAUUCCGUCGCAGUGCAUCCGUCUGGGAAGGUUGCGUUGAGCGUAGGGAAGGAUCGCGCGUUACGAAUGUGGGAUCUAAUGAGGGGAAAGGGAGUGGCCAGCACCAAGCUAGGCAAAGAGGGCGAAGUCGUUCAAUGGUCGACCGACGGCACUCUGUUUGUAGUCCAAUCGGCCGCAAUACUGGACAUCUACACCACAGAUAUGAUCCUCAUCCACACAAUAACACAUCCAUCACGAAUCCACGAUGUGAAAUUCUGUCGAAGAGUCGAGGGCGAAGGCGACAUCCUGCUUGUCGGCGCCGAGGACAAGAAGUUGACAAUCUACGAUGUUUCAAGUGACCCAGAGAAGCCCCCGCAGAAGGUCACAGCAUUGGUCGGGCACGCUAAUCGCGUCAAGACAUUUCAAACGCUGUCUGUAGCGCUCCCUUCUUCUUCACCAAGGAAAUCGACGACCAUUGUUGCAACCGCGUCGUCAGACGGAAACAUCCACGUAUAUGACCUCGCAGCCCUACCCUCUGCAGAGGGUAAGUCUGUGGCCGAGAUGUCUCCCGUAGCGAGAUAUGAUACAAAAGGCACACGAUUGACGUGUGUCACUCUGGCCGAUGGAGAGAUCACUCAACCAGUGGUCAACGGCAAGCGGAAACGAGAAGAUGCAGAUCAAGAUGGCCAGUCAGGUGAUGAAGAGGAGGAGGAUGUCGAUGAGUGGGAAGAAGAGGUCGAGGGCGAAGAAGAGAUGGAGAGCGAGUGAUAGAUAGUCUGAUAGAUGGAUUGCGCAUGGCGGGGAAUAUCAUCCUAGUUUUUUCCGCAAGUAGAGGUCAGUUGUUGUGGAAACGACAGUCGUGAACGACGGUUGACGUGUCGACAUUACUACAUCCCACGGUCUUUCCGGCCCUGAUGAUUGAACAGACGACGACGGAGGACGGAGACAACAUCCGUCUCACGUCCAUAUGCGUUAAAUCACAGACUGACAACGCUUCACAAGUGAAGACCACAGUUUGAAGCUGAUGGAGGCAGGAUCUGUAUCCCUUUGAAGCCAAAUUGUUUCUCGGCAGUGAUAAGGUCCGAUAUGUAGACUGUUCUACGGGAAGCAAAGCUUGUGGCAGGAUCACGCGAGGUGUUGUUGUUCGUAUGGAUCAGAUGGUGGGACAGGUUGAAAUACUGAGUUCUAAAUGCGGACAGGUUCACUUCACUCCCUUUUCUCACCCCACCACCAACUUGUCCAUCCGCCGCCAUGUCCUACAGUCUCUUCUUCUCCGCUGGCCUUCAGGCCACCGCUGCCUCGAUCUAUAGCUACUCCCAUCCUGCCCACGAGCAUGAUCACGACAACGAGUUCGACCCCAAAGCACCACAGUCUCCCACCUUGGCUGACCGUGUCUAUUUCGCCGAUGCUUCGCGAUACCGCUCCAAUUCUACUUCGUCUCAAACGCUCGGGCAGAAUAAACCUGAGCGCAAGCGACGCUCCAGCAUCACUGCCGCCGCAUCUCCCGUCUCCGCAGUCAAGUUGGCCAAGUCGCCGGCACGCGCUGCAGGAAACGCGUGGCACGCACAUGUUGCCGCCUCCCCCAGUCGGUCGAGGAGUGGAAGCAUGAAUAUUGCAAGCGACGACACGAGCAUGCUCGGACGCAUGCGCAGUGGCAGCAUCGGCACCACCAGGUUUGUUUCACGACUGGUUUCAGCUCCACAGUCUCAUUCGGCUCCAGGCUUCCUCCGCGCGCGAAGAAGCCCAUGACAUCGAAGCGUCCCGUUGCUCUGCUUUUUGCGCCCACGCCCGCACCGACGACUCCGCUUCCCGCCCUGCCUUUCUCAACCCCUCAUUCCCAGUCGUCUUUGGCCUUGCUGCAACUCUCGCUACCCCCAGCAGGCGAUGUUUUCUAUUCCUCAUCAGCAGGAAAACCGCUGGCCUCGCCCGUGCCGUCCUCGCCUGGCAUAUAUAACGCCGUUUGGCCCGGCUUCGAUGCCAUCCAGGAGGAUCCCGGUACGCAAGACUGAAUUCGUCACCUCGGCACCUUUUCCUUUCCUUACGAUACGAAAAAUUGCAAACAAUGAUCGCACAGUCGAACUGUUGUUGUACCACUUCCCCCUCCGAUCCAAACGUCCUAAAAAAUUCGACCCUCGGUCAUUUUUUUUGUAACUGUUCCCGCGCUUGUUGCCAACUACCCACGUCCUUUACCAUAUCUACCUGCUGCUUAUUAUAUCGUAUCAUCACUCUUUAUAUAUCUUACUCUCUUUCCCUCUCUACUCUCUUUCUACUCACUUCACGUACCUGGGCGUACCGAGCUCCGAGCUCAUUCACCGCUUUAUGUAUGUUUCGUAGUUUGUAAUGGCCCUGUCCAGUCUAUGACACCUUGGUCGAGCUUGACUCGUUUGUGCGCACCAGGCGGAUCAUUCAGCUCUUUGAGAGCAUAGAACUUGUUGCUCAGGAUAUUUUUCCUUGAGAACUCAGUAGCGUCUGCAGCAGAAAUUCCGAAGUACAAUGAUCUGUUACAGUCAUCAGCCGGUCACUGUCACAUGCAAUGAAUUCGCUGUUUCUGCCAGCAAC
Messenger RNA from Mycena citricolor, 3169 nucleotides. NCBI's taxonomy places the organism in Eukaryota, Fungi, Basidiomycota, Agaricomycetes, Agaricales, Mycenaceae. The record is from the annotation of a GenBank genome assembly.